CCAUCCUGUUGAGAAAGAGAUUAAUCGAAACAGCUCUGUGAACGAGGAAUAUGAUAUGAAAAUUCGAGAAAAUAGUACAAACCAUAAAAAUGUUUUACCAAAUAAUAUAAAGAAUGCAGAUUAUAACGAUUCCGAUAAAUUGAAAAACACAGUGCCCGACGUAAAUAAACAAGACGAAAAUAGUAAAUCAGCAUCAGAUAUCGGUACUAAAAAUAACGCACCGGAAAUGGAGGCUUCUAAAAGUGAUAAUGCAGUCGAGUUUAAAAUUAAAGAUGUCGAAAAUUUAAAUGAUGAUUUAGUUAUAGAAGGCGUAGAGUACCAAGAUCCAGAAGUAGGAACAUGUUACGUAUUCUCCAUUGUGGGAAGUCCUAACUUUAUUAGUGAAAACAAUGAUAAAGUAGAAGAAUCGCAAUCAGAUGUGGAUAACAACUUUAAAAUAUCAGAUACAUGUGAUAGUUCUGACAUCGAAGACCUAAAACUGAUAGUACCCAAGAAUACAUACUCAAAAAGAGGCAAAACAAAAAAUGAGGACAUAGAUUUUAAUGACCGAAAGAACAAACGCAAUUUAAAAAGAAAAUUGGAUAUAACCGAUGUAAAAAUGAAAGUAAAGAGAUAUAGAAAAGGCAAAAAUAUUGAUUACCCAAAAUUCAGUAAGUUUUCUAUGUUGGAAACGAGAUACAGUAAAGAAUACAAUAACUUAAUUGACUACUACAGGUCUGUACAAUUUUCAUAUUCUCGUCCGUUUCACAUAGAUCACAUAAAUGUCGAUCUAUUACAUCAAAACUGGCCCAUCCAAAGCACAAUUAAAGAUUUCGGUCAUAGUACUGAUAUGAAUUUAUUCAGCGAUUUAGAAAUGACAAAUACACCAGACCCACUGAAUCAAACGUUGGCAGAAGAAUUAAUUGCUAACUAUGACGAUGUGGAAAACUGCACAUCGAAUGAAAUUAAGGAAACAAAUUUCAAAAUGGGUUUUGGUGAGGAGUCCGACAGAGUCAUAAAUUUGGGAUUAGACUUUUCAAAAUUUCCGGCUGCGACUCUGUCGGACGUAAAGCAAUAUCAGCCGAUAUUACAGUCCGCAAACAGUAUCCAUAAGAACAACAUAUCUACGACAAAUAUUAAAAACGAACAACUGGAGGGUAUUAAACGUUUAACUACAUACAUUCAUUUAAAGGAUAAAGUGAGAGAUUAUUUCCAUAAAAAUACCUUUGAUCUGAAUUUCGAUAACGUGCACCAUAAGACCUUUGAAUCAAAACACCUUGAUUGGGAUACAAAAGAUUUGUUGACGGAUCUCUGUCGACCAGAUUUUUUUAAUCCCUUUCCGGUGGAACAUGUUGUCCAAGUUGUGCAGGUGGGACAGCUACCCGUCAGUACUGCUGCCCAGAACCCUGUGACCUGCGACCCUCGAGUAACUCAAGUGUCUGACGCCAGCCCGUCACAGUGCUCAAUGGAAAACAGUCCAAAUGACGAUUCUCAAUCGGUAAUCAAAACAGAAUAUACAGAACUCACCACAGCCGAUUUGCCUCUAUCAUUGGUGCAUGGCUACUCGCAGCAUAAUUUACAACAUUUACAGCAUUCUGAGAUGCUCGAAGCUGACGGUGAUAUUUCCAUGCACACCGAAAUAAAGUCUGUCGUUAAAAUCGAACUAGUGGAAGAGUUGCCGGAAGAAAAGGAUGAAAGCGAAAUCCCGCUAAGUAAUGAAUUAGAAGUAAGAACCAUCAAAAUAGAAAAUGAAGCAGAUUAUUCUUUCGAAUCCAACCAUGUGUCCCCUAAACCAGAGCCAAGUCCAAGUCCAAGUCCGACAGCACCUAUAUACCAAAAUGAUUAUCCUCCAGUGGAACAGGAGAAAGAAUCAAAUUGUAUCACCGUAUCAAAAGAAUAUAAUGAUAGAUACGAGAAAAAAGACCAAAUAGCUCACGCUAUGACAGCCGCUGGUAUACCAACUUCGCCAGAACCGGCCACUAGUCCCUCGCCUGAUAUGAUGCCUGAAAGUAUGUGUCAAGGUUCAAUUGGGAGUCAUCAAACUUCAAGCAAUUUUCAAAAAAUUAGCUCUGUGGCCUUACAACAGGCGCUAGCCCAAAUCCUUCCACCGCCAUUGAAUCAGACUAACGUGCAAGAGAAUGGCCAGCAAGGUUCUAAUCCUUCGAUAGCGCCACAAGUCUUGCAUAUUGUUAAAAAUGCUUCCGGAAACCAACUAACUCUCGUAGAUAAUACACAGCAAUCUGUUAUAAAUACGACAGGCUCUGCUACUCCAGUAUUGCACAUUGUACAGAACAAGGGUCCAACGCAAGCUAACGCGGCCUCAGCAGCUCCAACGAACACGUUCAGUGGACUGUCACUUGUCGAUACUGGAUUUCAACAAGGCAGUAACCAGCUCCUCCAUAUAGUAAACGCUGGAAAUCAAAACAAUAACACCGGGCAAUUAUUAAAGCGAGUGAAUCUCUUAACGAACCUCACGAAUGCUCAAGGGUCCAAUGAACAGAAAAUCGUGCAAUUCGUAUGCAAGUCUGCGGACGGAAAAGCCAUUCAACUUAAUGCACCGCAUCAGCGCGGUAUGGUCUUAAGAUUGCAGCCAUUUGAUACAUCUAAUGUUCAAAGUAGCUCCGCAAAACCAACAGAAAACCAAGAUCCAAAUCAAUCUCCUGCUUCCCAAUGUUCGACUCAUAUUAAUGAUGCAACGUCACAACAAGAAAUCAAGACCAGGUCCGUCUACGAAGAAAAUUAUACACAGUUUAUAAAUAAUUCUACAACACAACAGACCGUUUCGGAAUCUACCAGUCUACCGAAAUUCAAUCAAGCGUUUGGGAAGCAAGUGUUUCAAGACGAGACACAGAAACAGGACGAGAUAACCAAUAACAAUUCUCAUUUGCCGUCGAUGAAUCCGGAGAAUUCGGAAUGUCAGUCGAGUGAGAACUCGCUGAAUCUCGAACACAUUGAUCAAAUUAAUAGCCCUCCGUUGCUGCUAAGGAAGUCUCCGGCUCGGACAACGCAGGCCCAGCCCAAUCUCGUUCAGCAAAUCAAACAGACCAUGGCUCCGAUAAUGCACGGGGGAGUGAUCUAUACGCGCCAAAUACCAGUCAACAUUGGAGGUGGGCAGACCAUCAACCUCAUUACGGUUCCGAGCUCGAACGCAGAACACGAGGAUUCGAAUCAGAAACAGCAAUCGGAAGUUAAAUUUGUUAAUCAAAACGCUGAAAUCGAUUCGCCGAUUAUUAAAAUCGUCCAACAGAAUCAAACCGCAACUAAUGGCGACGCACAUCAGGACGAACACAGUGCUCACGUCGGCGCGAACGCGGAAUCGUCGAGCGCUCCUCCGCCGCAACCACAACCGGUCCUAACUCAAAUGAGGAUCAAGUUGCCUAUGCUCAGCAAAAAUCCGCAAAUGGUAUCAGGAGCUAGAGUCGUCAGACCCUCAUUUUUUCAGAUACAGAGAAACGUGAUCGGUGGCGCUAAUCAGCCUGUAUACCAGCAACUUGUCCUCACAGCUGCUCCCCCGCUGGGACAGCAGACCAUUAGGCUACCACAGACACAGACCAGGCCCGUUAAGCUACCGUCUGAGAACCCAACAGCUGAAUCUCAGAUGAGCACGUCGACUUUAGAACAAUUGCGAGAGUUCGAUUUAGUUCUAGAGCAGGUUAAAGAGAGGAGUACGGGUCAGCCGAAUUCCACGAGCGCUUUUUCUAAACGUCAUUCUUCAACGUCCGAGGCCUCUGAUACACCAGUGUCGACCAGCUCAGAAUCUUCUCAACAAUCACGCUAUUCCAGUACUAACCAAACAGUAAGCGCUGCGUUCACAACUAGAAAAUCAUCAGUGUCUAGUUCGUCGACCGCUAGCACAUUUGCGCGAUCCCCCGAUUCAUCCGGUAUCGUCGAUUCCCCGUCGUCAUCACACGUGCACGUACCUCAACCAGCAAGGCCAGAAACGACGCCAACCGAGACCACUGCUCCACCCAAGCCCACGAAAUCGACCACAAAGCCAAGGUCAAGACCGAAGGCUUCGUCGAAUCCGCCCAACACUCUUAAAUUACCUGUUCCGCCGAAGACAUCUAGUCAAAAGCCAUUAGAAGAUGAGCAAACGACGCAAAGGAUUCUAUACAUUUUAGCUGAAUAUAAAGAGCAAGUCGAGAAUUCGCCGGAUAAAGAUAAGCCAGCUCCUCGUCGACGAACGAAUCUACCGAUCAACGCCUCUGGUUCGAAGAGGAGGAAAGGCUCGUUUUGCCGUCGCCAUUGCAUGAGUCCGAUACAAGGGGAAGACUCGUGUCGGACAAUGGGCUCUGAAGACAGCAGCUGUGGCACAUCCCUCGGAGACUGUACCGAAAAUGAAUGCAUACAUUCGCCGCAGGAGAGUCCACGGAAAGUUGUUCGGCGAUUGACUUUUGAACAGGACGCUCCAUUGCUACAGCAGCGCCCCCAACCGAGGAACGUGAUUCUCGCUGACGGGCAAACGAUUACGCUGGCCCGCGGGACGGCUGGCAAGCCCACGACAGCAGUUUUGAUGCCGGCCAAUUACAUUUUGCCCGUCUCCAUGGUCAAAGGGGGGCAGCAGAUCGCUAUAGUAACGAAUCGGGGGCCGAAGCUCCUGACUGUGACAGGUAGCGACGGAGCCACAACCAACGCGUUAUUGUUGCAACGCUUGGUCGGACCGGCCGGAUUGAAGCCGGUGCUGUCGCGACCCGGGGUUCGCCACGUACGUCUGCCGGCCUCAGCGUUGCAUAACCUUCAGGCUUUCAACCUAUCGACGGCUACGACGGUGCAGCCUCCCGACAGUACCGCUGCGACAUCCUCGGCGCCCGACCCGCCCGAGCUACUGGACACUCGAGCGACCAGCUCCCCGUGGGCCGAGCGAGAUUCCCAAGAUCCAAAACCGGACAGCGACUCGAGUCCCGAUGGCUCAGGACCUUGGAACUUGCCAACGUCGUCCGAUCCUCUCGACUACGCCUACGAGGAGACUGUACGCACAGACAACAUGGAUCGGACAGUGCUCGACGCACUGCCCGAUCGUUACACUCCCGAUAUGGAGGCCCAAAGGAUUUUUGAUAAGAUGUUCGACGUUGACUCGAAAAAGUCUUUCAUGGUCGAUAGCCAGGACGAUUCGCCGCGAUGCGGCUACGAUAUAGACACGUCAGAUUGCGACGAUAAGGCUUACCAUCAGGUUGUCCAUCGGAAGGAUGGGACUCAUCGCAGGCUCACCCACGUUUCCGCUGCCGCCCUCAGACAUAAAUACGCUAUAUUGGAACACGAAUUACGUUUACAAAAAUCCCUGUCUGAAGAGUGCGAGGACCUGGGCGUCGAUUCGCCGUCAGCCUCGGAACUGUUCCCGGAAGCGGAACUGCUGUUUGGGUCGUCGCCGGCACACGAGCACACGCACGACCACCACACUCACACACCGCAAACGACGAUAUCAUCCAGCUGCAUACCACAGCCAGACAUGGACGACCAAAUAGCGACCGACCAGCUUCUGCGGCCUCGAACUCAUCAGGAACAAGACCUGGGACUGGGUCUGGAGGACGUCGGUAUUGUCACUGUCAGCGAGGACGGGAUGCAGGCCACCAUCGCGCUAGAUCAGGAGGAGUUCGCCCGGUCUCACCCUAACACCACCUUCCACAGUGAACCCACUGAAGAGGGAGAGAUUCAGCCGUUCACUAUAGCCGGUUUCAAAGGACGUCAAAUAACGUCGACCAUAUUCCACGCGAACCGUGCGCCGGCCACCGUGCUCAUGGCGGCCCCGCAGACCACCGUCAUCUCGCAGGCCACGCCCGACGGCACCGGCGUGCAGAACAACGUCAAGUACGACAUCGAGAACAUGAUCGACUCGUUGCCCGACCACGGAGACAACGUCAACAUACCGUCCGUACUCGUGAAGGAGGACGGCCUCACCCGGUACGACAACAUCCUCACCGACAACAGAGAAAUACACAUUUCGAAUACCGCCUCCGCGAUCGUGCACUCCACCGGAAACGCCACCCAGGUGAUCCGGAGAGUUCGCUACGAAGAGAAGAGGGAGAGGGUCAGGGACGUGCGGUACGCGGUGGACGAACCCGAAGCUCUCAUCGCAGGGGACGACGCGAAGAUGAUGGGCGAGGACAGCUCCAGGGAGGCGACUUUAGAAUCGAUGCCCGAAGACAUGGACGACGACCGAUCGUCGCCCGAGCGACACGGCGACCUGUUCUGGGAGACGAACUCGGAGCGCUCCGAGGGGCGGCGGCCGGACUUCAGCAGCGACAGCGACAAGUGCUACGACGAGACCAACUCGACGGACUCGAGCGGGGCCGGCGCGCACGUGCGGCUGCACUCCGUCAUCAAGGACGCGCGCGAGUGCACGGCGCUCGACGACGCGCACCCGCCGCUGCGCACGUACCCCGCCAAGCGCCCCUACCAGCCCGAGGUCAGCCUGUCGGGCAAGACCCGCGCCGGGGAGCGCCGCGCCUCCGCCCGAGGGGUCGUGAAGCGUGGCUGCCACUGCUGCUCCGGCGAGCCCUUCCCGCCGCGUACUAAGAAGCCGCGGCCCAGGAAACCGACCCUCGACUUCACUGCAGCGAACUGAAUUGUCGCGAGUCUGCAUUGUUAGCGUCGACGGACCUCACCACUCCUGCUGACGUCUUGGAAGUAAUUGAAUAUGCAAUUUCGAAAAGGGCAUAUCUCACAAAUAUAAAAUAUCUAAUUAAAUGUAUAUACUGACGUUUAAGAUUUUAAUUCCAGU
Messenger RNA from Bombyx mandarina (wild silkworm), 6697 nucleotides. RefSeq lists its product as uncharacterized. Lineage: Eukaryota; Metazoa; Arthropoda; Insecta; Lepidoptera; Bombycidae. The record is from RefSeq and is a predicted model, not a curated record.